GCACUGUCACGAGACCGCGUAUGAUCGUUAGUCAUGGGGGACGCGGCGUUACUGCUCCUGCUUCUUCUUCAUCUGUAACCGGAUUAAUUUUAGCAUCUUUAAACAAAAAAACAGGAAAAAAUAAAGUUUGUUUUUAUAGCAGAAGCUGCAGGAGAAGACAUGGCGAACAACAUCGCAAAGAAGGUGUCGUGGUCUGGGGAAGGGACUCCCCUACUGAACGGGGCUGAGGAGAGAGGGUACAGCGGGCAGGCAUCUGGAGGCAGUAUGUUUCACAUAGGCAGGAUGAGCACCGUGGAUCUGGGGGAGGAGACCAUAAACACAGAAGAGGACCUUGUGAAGCUUCGCCCGAGUGAGAUUCCACACAACGAGAAGCUGCUCUCGCUCAAAUAUGAGAGUCUGGAUUAUGACAACAGCGAGAAUCAGUUGUUUCUGGAGGAGGAACGGCGCAUGAGUCCCAUGAGCUUUAGAUGUCUGGAAAUCAGUCGCUGGUUCAUCUGUGGCCUCAUCGGCCUCCUGACAGGACUCAUUGCUUGCUUCAUCGACGUCGUGGUGGAGUACCUGGCUGAAAAAUACGAAGCGGUCAAACAUUACAUUGACAAAUUUACAGAGGACGGAGGACUGUCAGUGUCUCUGCUCCUGUGGGCCAUCCUGAACUCCGCCUUCGUCAUGGUCGGAGCCAUUCUAGUCGCUUUCUUCGAGCCCAUUGCUGCAGGAAGCGGGAUUCCUCAAAUCAAGUGUUACCUAAACGGAGUGAAGAUCCCGCGAGUGGUCCGGCUAAAGACUCUGCUGGUGAAAGUGUGCGGUGUGAUCUGCUCAGUUGCUGGUGGUCUUGCUGUGGGGAAGGAAGGCCCCAUGAUUCACUCAGGAGCUGUGGUGGCGGCCGGGGUGUCUCAGGGCAGGAGCACAUCUCUCAAAAAAGACUUCAAGAUCUUCGAGUAUUUCCGCAGGGACACGGAAAAAAGGGAUUUCGUCUCUGCCGGAGCUGCUGCCGGAGUUUCUGCUGCCUUCGGAGCUCCUGUUGGUGGAGUUCUGUUCAGUUUAGAAGAAGGGGCAUCUUUCUGGAAUCAGAUGCUCACCUGGAGGAUUUUCUUUGCAUCAAUGAUCUCCACCUUCACCUUGAACUUCUUUAUGACAAUCUACAAAGGGAAACCAGGCGAGUUUUCCAACCCUGGUCUCAUCAAUUUUGGCAGGUUUGACUCUGAAAAUGUGGAGUAUAAUCUCUAUGAGAUUCCUCUAUUCAUAGUCAUGGGAGCCAUCGGUGGUUUGCUGGGAGCGCUGUUCAACGUCCUCAAUUACUGGCUGACAAUUUUCCGAAUCAGGUACCUGCACCGGCGCUGCCUGCAGGUGAUGGAAGCCAUGCUGGUGGCCGCGGUUUCGGCCGCCGUGUCCUUCGCCAUGAUUUAUUUCUCCAGCGACUGCCAGCCUUUUAAGAAGGAUUCACAGGAGGAAUAUCCUCUACAGCUGUUUUGUGCUGAUGGAGAAUAUAAUGCGAUGGCAACGGCGUUCUUUAACACUCCUGAGAAGAGUGUGACGAGUCUGUUUCAUAGUCCACCAGGAACUUAUAACCCACCGACUCUUGCGCUCUUCACUCUGGCCUAUUUCCUCCUGGCGUUCUGGACUUAUGGCCUGACCGUAUCAGCGGGAGUCUUCAUCCCCUCGCUGCUCAUCGGGGCGGCGUGGGGGCGACUCUUCGGGAUCUUGCUCUCCUUAUUAUUUCCCAGCAAAAACACUAUUUGGGCUGACCCAGGGAAGUAUGCCCUGAUGGGAGCUGCAGCUCAACUGGGAGGCAUCGUCCGAAUGACCCUGAGCCUCACGGUCAUCUUGGUGGAAGCUACGGGGAACGUGACCUACGGCCUGCCCAUCAUGCUGGUCCUGAUGACCGCCAAGAUCGUCGGAGAUUACUUCAUAGAAGGUCUUUACGACGUACACAUCAGGCUCCAGAGUGUUCCUUUCCUCCACUCGGAAGCCCCUGCUACGUCUCACUGGCUGACUGCCAGAGAAGUCAUGAGUUCUCCCGUCACGAGCUUUAACAAAAUCGAGAAGGUGGGCACCAUAGUGGACGUCCUCAGCGCCACGUCCACCAACCACAACGGUUUCCCGGUAGUUGUAAAUUCUGGCACCGAUAACGAGUCUGGAAGACUCUGUGGCCUCAUCCUCCGCUCUCAGCUCAUCGUCCUUCUCAAACACAAGGUGUUUGUGGAGAGAAUGCGUUCUCAACAGAACAGGCGCAGACUACAGCUGAAGGACUUCAGGGACGCGUAUCCCCGAUUCCCCCCCAUUCAGUCCAUCCACGUCUCCCAGGAUGAGCGAGAGUGCCUGAUGGACCUGCAGGAGUUUAUGAACCCCACCCCCUACACCGUACCCGAGGAAACAUCCCUCCCUCGUGUGUUUAAGUUAUUCCGAGCACUGGGGCUCAGGCACCUGAUGGUGGUGGAUGAUGUGAACAGGGUGAUUGGUCUGGUGACCAGGAAAGAUCUGGCGCGUUACCACAUGGGCAAGCACGGCCUAGAGGAGAUGGACCUGGCUCAUGCUUGAUCUUCAUUAUUUUCUCGAUCAUUGUCGAUCGAAAAGCAGUUUCAUCCCGUCAAAUGGGUCUCAACUGCCAGAGUGCAAAAACUCCAAACUCUGAUUCAGAUCCGGAACAAUCUCCAAUGUGACCAGCCGGGAAACAUUACAAGUUUCUCUGUGAUGAAGCAGAUCGGCCCUUUAUCGCAUCUUCUCGGUCUAUUUUCAUCUUUCACAUUUAUUAAACGCUCCGACUAAGAGCUCAGGUUGAAUGGUGAAAUAUAUUUGCCUGUCCGUUUACCGCAAAAGCACAUACGUUUGGUUUUCGUUUGGUCCUGUCUUUUAUUUAUUGAAUAUUUCCAGGAGUUGUUGCUGAAAUCUUGUAGGCCACAUCCCAAACUGCACGCUACUGUAAUGCACAGGAUGUUUAGUUGUGUUUGUUUUAUAUAUAAAGAGAGAGAGAGCGAGAGAGAUAUAGAUAGAUAUAUAUAUUUAUAUUUAGACAUGACUAUGGCAGUGUGUUGUUUACUAGAUGUAGCCAUUUUGUUUGUUUGUCUUUCCUUGAUUUCACUGUGCCUUCCAGAGUGACUCUGGAUCUUCGUUAAAGGUCUGGAUUUAGCUGGCUCUCAAAGGGCUUUUUUUUUUUUUUUUGAAGCUCUAGAAUAAAUUUUCAAAUCAUUUUGCGCGACGUAUGAAUGUAGUCGAGAUCUACUGUAUUCUAAAUCCUUUCUGUUCAUCAGCGUCUUUCGUCACGUUAAAAUAAUCGGCACAAAGCGAAAUAAUUAAUUCCACUCGUUCUUAAGUUAUUUUGUACACCAAAUUUACAGACUAAUCGUUGUGGCUUGAUUUUAAUAUUCCGGGUGGGUUUAUUUUGCACUAACGUGAAGAAAAUGAACGCGAGCGAUUGUACCCCGACGAGGUUCUUCCAAAGUUUCAUGAAGGCGAUCUUGAAAAUGAACAGAUGUGUUUCAGACUGUUGAAUUCUAGCCUUAUCCUUUAAAUUGAGCUUUUUAUUCCGAUCAUUUCCACUUGCGAGCAGUCAUCCUUUGUAUAACGAACCGAAGGACAAUUAACACAUUUCUCAUCGUGCGCACAUCUUAUGUUUUAAUCCUGAUAGCAUUUCCUCGGUUUCAUGACAAGUUUUUACUUUGUUGAAAUAUUUGUGGACUAAUAAAUGUUGUAAAUCA
Silurus meridionalis is the source of this 3692-nucleotide messenger RNA. RefSeq names its product chloride channel 7 (gene clcn7). NCBI's taxonomy places the organism in Eukaryota, Metazoa, Chordata, Actinopteri, Siluriformes, Siluridae. Gene Ontology annotation, molecular function: voltage-gated chloride channel activity. Gene Ontology annotation, biological process: chloride transport; transmembrane transport. The record is from RefSeq and is a predicted model, not a curated record. Gene Ontology annotation, cellular component: intracellular membrane-bounded organelle; lysosomal membrane.